AUGGACGAGCCCAGCCCGCUCUCGCCCAAGGCCAACGCGUUCAGCAUCGCCUCUCUGAUCGCAGCGGCCGCCCAGCGCGCCGGCCGGGGAGCGCUCGCCGAGGGGCCGGCGGCCGGCGGCCUGGCCAAGCCUUGCGCGCUGGGCAGCGGCCCGCCGAGGAUGCAUUUCAGCGCCGUUACCAGGGACAUGGAAGCUUUCACCGCCAGCAGCCUGAGCAGCCUCAGCGGCGCGGGGGGCUACCACCUCUCCCCCCCGGCGGCGGACCCCUACGCCCACCAUGAAGCGCCGCCGCCGCCUCCUCUGUACGACCCCUGCCCCGCCGGGCAGCCCGCGGCCGCCCCUCCGCCGGCCGCCCCUCCUCCGGCCCCGCCGCCGCCCCCGGCCCCGGUCCCGGCCCCGGCCCCGCACGGAUACCCCUUCCCGGGCCCCGCGCAGCCCGGAGGCCCCGAGCGCGAAGCUGCCGGGCCCCGCUGCGCCGGAGCGGCCGCCCCCAAGGCGCCGGUGAAGAAGAACCCCAAGGUGGGCGGCGUGGCCGUGCAGCUGGAGAUGAGCUCGCUGUGGGACGAGUUCAACCAGCUGGGAACCGAGAUGAUCGUCACCAAAGCCGGCAGGCGGAUGUUCCCCACCUUCCAGGUGAAGCUGUUCGGGAUGGAUCCCGUGGCCGAUUACAUGCUGCUCAUGGACUUCGUGCCGGUGGACGACAAGCGCUACCGAUACGCCUUCCACAGCUCCUCGUGGCUGGUGGCGGGAAAGGCGGACCCCGCCACCCCCGGCCGCGUCCACUACCAUCCGGACUCGCCCGCCAAGGGCGCGCAGUGGAUGAAGCAGAUCGUGUCCUUCGACAAGCUCAAACUGACCAACAACUUGCUGGACGACAACGGCCACAUCAUUUUGAACUCCAUGCACAGAUACCAACCCCGCUUCCACGUGGUCUACGUGGACCCGCGCAAGGACAGCGAGAAGUACGCGGAGGAAAACUUCAAAACCUUCGUCUUCGAGGAGACGCGCUUCACCGCCGUCACGGCCUACCAGAACCACCGGAUUACUCAGCUCAAGAUCGCCAGCAACCCGUUCGCCAAAGGUUUCCGGGACUGUGACCCCGAGGACUGGCCCCGAAACCAUCGACCCGGAGCCCUGCCCCUCAUGAGCGCCUUCGCCCGCUCCCGGCCCCCCGGGGCCUCUCCCGCGCAGCACAGCAUCCCCGACAAGGAGGCGGCCGACAGCCGGCGCGACUUCGAGCGCGAGUCCGGAGGGCCCCCCCUGCACGGCGACGCCGGGCCGCCCCACGCCCACCCGCCCCCGCCCCACCCGCACCAGCCGCCCCCGCAGCAGCUCCUGGCGCGGGGGCUGAGCCCGGGGGCCCUGGCGGUGGCCGGCGGGCUGGGAGCCCUGGCGGGGCCGGCGGCCGCCCGGCCCAGCCCCCCGCACCCCGACCUGCGCCUGGAGCCCCCGCAGGGCCCGGAGCCCCUGCACCACCCCUACAAAUACCCGGGGGGGGCGGCGGCCGCCGCCGCCGCCGCAGCCGCCGCCGCCGCCGCCUACGACCACUACCUCGGGGCCAAGAGCCGGCCGACGCCCUACCCUCUGCCCGGCCUCCGCGGACCCGGCUACCCGCACCCGCACCCCACCGCCGCCGCCAACGUGUACUCGCCCCCGGGGGGUCCGGCCAGCUACGACUACGGGCCCCGAUAGCGCCCGACGACCCCCGAAGACCACCCCCCUCCUCCCCCGGGACGCGCUCCUCGCCAAAAUCCGGGCUCGGGACCGGCCUUCGUUGGAGCCCCCACGAGUCCCUCCCACCCGGC
Messenger RNA from Ornithorhynchus anatinus (platypus), 1805 nucleotides. It is a transcript of the gene TBX1, whose product is annotated as T-box transcription factor 1. The transcript has 8 exons. Gene Ontology annotation, biological process: regulation of transcription by RNA polymerase II; positive regulation of DNA-templated transcription; cell fate specification. Gene Ontology annotation, molecular function: RNA polymerase II cis-regulatory region sequence-specific DNA binding; DNA-binding transcription factor activity, RNA polymerase II-specific. Gene Ontology annotation, cellular component: nucleus. The record is from RefSeq and is a predicted model, not a curated record. Bases 1 to 1692 code for a protein of 563 amino acids. Lineage: Eukaryota; Metazoa; Chordata; Mammalia; Monotremata; Ornithorhynchidae.